Leucoraja erinaceus (little skate) is the source of this 5651-nucleotide messenger RNA. RefSeq names its product zinc finger protein 229-like. The coding region runs from base 248 to 1642 and encodes 464 amino acids. Lineage: Eukaryota; Metazoa; Chordata; Chondrichthyes; Rajiformes; Rajidae. Gene Ontology annotation, biological process: regulation of immune system process; negative regulation of transcription by RNA polymerase II; regulation of cytokine production. The transcript is spliced from 2 exons. The record is from RefSeq and is a predicted model, not a curated record.
UCCAAUCAGCGCGGAAGGGGGCGGGAUUUUGGGACGGUUGGUGCCAGAUCUUUGGUUGGUGCAUAGAACCGCCGCCAUCUUGAUCGCCGCCGCCAUCACCGUCUCCUCUCAGGUUUAGGAGCCGCUGCUAUGGACGGAGAGACGGGGAUGUGAGCGGUCAUUGAGGGCGGCCAGGGUGCACUUGAACACCCCCCCCCCCCCCCCAUCUACUUAGCGUGAGGGCUGAGCAUCGAGGGGCUGCGCUUCGAUGGUUGACCACAUGACGGGGCACAACAAGGAGAAGCGUUAUGAGUGUGAAAUUUGUGGCAAGGCCUGGCUGACCCGGAGCAAACUAGAGAUCCACCGGCGAGUUCACACGGGAGAACGCCCCUUCGACUGCUCAGAGUGCGGCAAGACCUUCAAAACGGCGAAUGAACUGAAGAUACACCGGCGGGUUCACACGGGAGAACGCCCCUUCGACUGCUUGGAGUGCUGCAAGAGCUUCAAGACGGCGAGGACCCUGAAGAUUCACUGGCAGGUGCACAAGGGCGAGACGCCCUAUGCCUGCUCCACAUGCGGCAAGGGCUUUGCCCAGUCGUCGGGGCUGUGGGUGCACCAGCGGGUGCACAGCAGUGAGCGGCCGUUCACCUGCUCCGACUGUGGCAGAGGCUUCAAGUCGUUGCCAGAGCUGAAGAAACACAUGCUCAUGCACACCGGGGAGCGGCCCUACACCUGCUCCCAGUGCGGCAAGGGCUUCACCUCCUCCAGCAGCCUGAUGCAGCACCAGCGCACCCACACCGGUGAGCGCCCCUACACCUGUGCCCAGUGCGGCAAGAGCUUCACACAUUCCAGCAGGCUGCUGAUUCACCAGCGCACCCACACUGGCGAGGGCCCCCACACCUGUGCCCAGUGCGGCAAGGGCUUCACCUCCUCCAGCCAUUUGUUGAUCCACCAGCGCAUCCACACUGGCGAGCGUCCCUACACCUGCAUCCAGUGCGGCAAGGGCUUCAUCUCCUCCGGCACCCUGAUGAAUCACCAGCGCAUCCACACUGGCGAGCGCCCCUACACCUGUGCCCAGUGCGGCAAGGGCUUCACCUCAUCCAGCAACCUGCUGUCCCACCAGCGCACCCACACAGGCGAGCGCCUCUACACCUGCGCCCAGUGCGGCAAGGGCUUCACCAGCUCCACCCUACUGCUGACCCACCAGCGGGUGCACACCAGCGAGCUCCCCUACAUCUGCGCCCAGUGCGGCAAGGGCUUCACCCAUUCCAACAUCCUGCUGAUGCACCAGCGCACCCACACCGUUGAGCGCCCCCACAUCUGCGCCCAGUGCGGCAAGGGCUUCACCCGCUCCAGCAACCUGCUGCAACACCAGCGCACCCACACCGGCGAGCGCCCCUACAUCUGCACCCAGUGCGGCAAGGGCUUCACCCGCUCCACCACGCUGCUGUCCCACCAGCGGGUGCACACCGGUGAGCGUCCCGUCCACAGCCCGGUGUGUGAAGAGCGCUUUGUCAGGGCCUCCCAUGCCCUGUCUCACCAGCGCGUGCACACCAGUGGCCAGCCCUACGACUGCCCGUACUGCGGUGAGGAGUUUGACAGCUCGCGGGGUUUGCAGCAGCACCGGCGGACCCACGUCGGCGAGCAGCUGCUCCCACUGUGACAAGAACGCAUGGGGGCUGCGUGAGCACCAGCAGAUGCACACCGGAGAGAGACCCUUUGUGUGUGCUGAGUGUGGCAAAGGUUUCACCAACAUGUCCAGCCUGUGGCAUAACCGGCGUACCCACAGCGGUGAGCGUCCUUUCCCCUGCCCGUCCUGUGGUAAGGGCUUCACCCGCCUUGACCACCUGCUGGAGUCCACACCGGCCAGAGCCCCUUCACCUGCCCGCUCUAUGGCAAGGCCUUUGACCGUUCCUCCGGCCUGCUGGCACAAUGCCACAUGGAUAGAUAGGCCGUGUUUAGGUUGACACAAAAUGCUGGAAGGAAUGGGUAACGUUUCGGGUCAUUUCUUCAAUCACCCAUUCCUUCUCUCCAGAGAUGCUGCCUGUCCCACAGUUACUCCAGCAUUUUGUGUCCUUUUUUGUAAACCAGCAUCUGUAGUUCCAUGUUUUUAAUCCAUUCUGGUUAACCAUCUCUGCACGUUCCCCAAAGCCACCACAUCAGUCCUGUAAUGGAGUGACCAGAACUGUAUGCAAUCCUCCAAAUGCUACCUGACCAAUGUCCCAUAAAGCUGCACAUAUACAUUCGUCACUCUCCCCAAUUUCACCCCACUCGUACACAAAUUCUCUCCACUUCACCCUCUCAUGCCCCCCCCCCCCCCCUCUCUCACACACACUCCCUCUCUCGCAGAACAUUGACUUCUCUAAUUUCAGGUAAUCCCUACCAAAGAUUGAUGGCAUAUAAGGUAGCCAGAGAUAGUGGGAGGGUAGAGGAUUGGGAAGCAUUUAAAGGUCAGCAAAAAAUAACUAAGAGAUUAAUUAAGACGGGGAAAAUAGACUAUGAAAGGAAUUUAGCGAACAACAUAAAAACUAAUAGUAAGAGUUUUUAUAGCUAUAUAAAAAGAAAAAGGGUGGCUAAGGUGAACGUUGGUCCAUUGGAGGGUGAGACUGGAGAGUUGUUGGUGGGGAACAUGGAAAUGGCAAAGGCAUUAAACGAGUAUUUUGUAUCAGUCUUCACCAUAGAAGACACAAAAUAUAUUCCAACGCUGGAUAAACAGGGGGCGGUAGGAAUGGAGGAGCUAAAUACUAUUAAGAUCACCAAGGAGGUGGUAUUAGGGAAAUUAAUGAGACUGAAGGAGGAUAAAUCCCCUGGGCCUGAUGGAUUACAUCCAAGGGUCUUGAGGGAGAUAGCGGUGGGGAUUGUGGAUGCAUUGGUGAUAAUUUUCCAAAACUCCCUGGAGGCAGGAACGGUCCCAGUGGAUUGGAAAAUGGCCAAUGUAACACCUAUAUUUAAAAAAGGAAGUAAACAGAAGGCGGGUAACUAUAGACCGGUUAGUCUAACAUCGGUGGUGGGUAAAAUGUUAGAGACAAUUAUUAAAGAAACACUAACGGGGCUCUUGGAUAAACAUGACUUCAUCGGACAGAACCAGCAUGGUUUUGUGAAAUGGGAAGUCCUGUUUAACGAAUCUGCUCGAAUUCUUUGAGGAAGUAACAACCCGGGUGGAUAAAGGGGAACCGGUGGAUGUGGUAUACUUGGGACUUCCAAAAGGCUUUUGACAAGGUGCCACAUAAGAGACUAUUGCUAAAAAUAAAAAAUUAUGGGAUUGGGGGUAAUAUAUUAGCAUGGGUAGAGGAUUGGCUAACAAAUAGGAAGCAGAGAGUGGGGAUAAAUGGUUCAUACUCGGGAUGGCAACCGGUAACUAGCGGGGUUCCGCAAGGGUCGGUGCUGGGACCCCAGUUGUUCACAAUUUAUAUAAAUGAUUUGGAGGAGGGAACCAAGUGUAAUAUAUCAAAAUUUGCGGACGAUACAAAAAUGGGAGGAAAAGUAGGGGAUGAGGAGGAUAGGAAGAGUCUGCAAAAGGAUAUAGAUAAGCUAGGUGAGUGGGCAACAACUUGGCAGAUGAAAUUUAAUACUAAUAAAUGUGAAGUCAUUCACUUUGGGAAAAAAAAUGAUAGGGCAAGUUAUUUUCUAAAUGAGGAGGAGCUGCGUUGUAAUGCAACGCAAAGGGAUCUAGGGGUAUUAGUACAUGAAUCACUGAAAGUUAGUAUGCAGGUGCAGCAAGCAAUCAGGAAGGCCAAUGGAGUUUUGGCCUUUAUUGCUAGGGGGAUUGAGUAUAAAAACACGGAGGUCUUGCUGCAGCUGUACACAGUAUUAGUGAGACCACAUUUGGAAUACUGUGUACAGUUCUGGGGUCCAUACUUAAGAAAGGAUGUACUAGCCCUGGAGGCAGUGCAGCGAAGGUUUACAAGAUUCAUUCCUGCAAUGAGGGGAUUGACAUAUGAGGAAAGGUUAAGUAGGCUGGAACUCUACUCUUUGGAGUUCAGAAGAAUGAGAGGCGAUCUCAUUGAAACAUAUAAGAUCGUGAGGGGCCUUGAUCGGGUGGAUGCACCGAGGAUGUUCCCAAUGAUCGGGGAAACUAGAAUUAGGGGACAUAGUUGCAGAAUAAGGGGGGGCUCUUUUAAAACUGAGAUGAGGAAGAACUUCUUCACCCAGAGGGUGGUUAAUUUAUGGAAUUCACUGCCCCAGGGAGCAGUGGAAGCAGAAACUUUAAAUAUAUUUAAAACUAAAAUAUAUGGUUUUUUAGCUGCCAAGGGGAUAAGGGGCUACGGGGAGAGGGCAGGGAUACGGACCUAGGUAUGGAUAGUAUAGUAAGACCUGAGUGAUCUCCUGGACAAGUGUCGAUCGCCUGGAUUGGGGUCGGAGAGGAAUUUCCCGGAUUUUUUUCUCGAAUUGGACCUGGGUUUUUAUCCGGUUUUUUGCCUCCCCCAGGAGAUCACGAGGUUCUUGGGGUGGAGAGGGGUGAUAGCGGUAUAAAGGGGAGGGUAGUGUCUUGUGUUCUGUGUCUUGUGUCUACUGUUUGUGGGUAAGUGUGUCUGUUUAGUGUUCAGCCAUGAGCGAAUGGCGGUGCGGGCUCGAUGGACCUGGUGGUCUGCUCUCGCACCUACUUUCUAUGUUUCUAUGAGAAGGCCUACCGGGAGGAGGUGGCUGAUCUAGCACUCUGGUGCCAGGAGAACAGCCUCCUCUUGAACAUCAAAAAAACGAAGGAGCUGAUCAUGGACUUUAGGAGGGCACAUCAUCCGAGGACGUACACUCCAUUGAGUAUAAAUGGGGAUCCUGUGGAUAGGGUGAACUGUUUUAAAUAUCUAGGAGUCCACAUCUCUGAGGAUAUGACAUGGGCAUCACACGCUUCAGCACUCGUGAGUAAGGCAAGGCAACGCCUUUACCACCUCAGGCAAUUGAGGAAAUUCAGAGUGUCUCCGAGGAUCCUCCAGCGUUUCUACGCAGCGGCGGUGGAAAGCAUCUUGUCCGGGAACAUUACCAUCUGGUUUGGGAAUUGCUCUGCCAAGGACAAGAAGGCACUGCAGAGAGUAGUGCGUUCAUCCGAACGCACUAUGGGCACUUCACUCACCCCCCUGCAGGAACUAUACAACAGGAGGUGCAACUCCAGAGCAAACAAAAUCAUGAGAGACCCCUUCCACCCCUGCAACGGACUGUUCCAGCUGCUAAGGUCAGGCAAACGCCUCCGUUGCCAUGCGGUGAGAACGGAGAGGUUGAGAAGGAGUUUCUUCCCAGAGGCAAUUUGGACUGUAAAUGCCUAUCUCACCAGGGACUAACUCUACAGAACGUUUUUCCUUCCAUUAUUUAUUAUGUAAAAAAAUAUGUGUGUUAUGAUUGUGUUUAUAAUUUGUUUGGUUGUUUUGUUGUUUGUCUUUUGCACAAAAGUCCGCGAGCAUUGCCACUUUCAUUUCACUGCACAUCUCGUAUGUGUAUGUGACAAAUAAACUUGACUUGACUUAUAGUGGAGCAAGAUAGGCCACUGCUGCGAAAUGCAAUGGGCUGACGUGUAGUAGCAAUGGAGCAGAACCUAGGCAUUUUGUUGUCCAUUUCAGUAACCUACCCGACUCACAGUAAUCAACGUUGCUGGGUAACAGUUUGUGUGUGUGAUAUAGGGUUAGUUCAUAAUUCUGUUAAUUCUUGUUAAAUAAUUAAAUAUUUAUAAAUUUUGACUGGUA